Messenger RNA from Brassicogethes aeneus, 6891 nucleotides. NCBI's taxonomy places the organism in Eukaryota, Metazoa, Arthropoda, Insecta, Coleoptera, Nitidulidae. The record is from the annotation of a GenBank genome assembly.
CUAGGUGUCAAAUUUGGUUUACCCCAAAUGUUGUAUUUUAUAAAAUAAACAAAAAAUGGAUAGAUUAUCGAUAAAUCCUGACUAUUUAUAGCGAGAUUAUUAAAAAUUAACGUGCCAUAGACCAACUAACCGAAAAUGCAUUGACUGGUUAAUUUAAUAAAUCAAAAUUACAAGUAUUAUGUUAGAACAUUGAAAUGGUUAAUGUUAAAAGUGCUAAGAAUAACAAUAUCAAAUGGAUAAGAAGAUACAGAACGUACUUUAUUUGUGGGUUUGUAAUACUUUCUAUUCAAAUAUUCAUAUCCUUUCAAUUUGUGUCGACAAAUAAAGAAAGCAAUGAAAAUAAAUGGGAACCACAGAACAUUGAUUUGCCAUCAAAUCUGCCAGAUGUGGACUUUGAAAUUAAUUCAGCACGUAAAAAUAAGAACGACAGAAUCGACGAUGAAGAUUCGAAAAUAAUUAAAGUAAAGGAAACAGUGAAAAAUUCUACAAUUGUAACCAAAAACAUACUACGAUUGGAGGAGUUGGAUUUUGUUCCAGCAUGUCAUAUCAAUAACAAAGAAGCAAUAUCGGCUAUACACCGAGCCAAAUCGCAAAAAUGCAAGCAAAUUCUGGCAAAUAUAACAUGUUUGUCCAAUGCGGGUAAAAUGUAUCCCAAAGAGUUGUCAAGUUCUUGUCCAACAGGGAAUUUUAGCUUAGGGAGGCAAUUAGGGUGUUAUAAGGAUGAGAAAAACUUUAGAUUGCUCAAUGGGUACUAUGGGGCAUAUAAAAAAGACAAUUCUCCUGAAUAUUGCAUAAAUUUAUGCUUGCAAUCAGGGUUUCAAUAUGCUGGUGUACAAUAUGGCUAUGAAUGUUUUUGUGGGCACAACGAACCACCAUCCACCUCAAAACUGCCCGAUUCCUCAUGUAAUAUGAAAUGCCCUGUUGAGAAUACACCAGAUACUUGUGGAGGGUAUUAUACAAUAAAUGUGUAUGAAACUGGGAUAAAAAAGUUUAUAUCACAAGUUGCUAAGACUGAAUUGGCUUAUGAAGAAAGUCAAAAAAGACCAGCCCGAAUUGUUUUUCUUUUAACUUUGAAUGGAAGAGCUUUAAGACAAGUUAAAAGGUUGAUUAGGAUUUUGUAUAAUGCAAAUCACUAUUAUUAUAUUCAUGUGGAUGUGCGUCAGGACUACCUCUUCCGGGAACUCCUCGCCCUAGAGCGCAACUUCCCCAACAUCCGCCUUACCCGGAAGCGCUUCGCGACAAUAUGGGGAGGGGCAUCCCUGCUGGAGAUGCUCCUCUCCUGCAUGCGGGAGCUCCUCGAACUAACGCAGUGGAAGUGGGACUUCGUGCUGAACCUCAGCGAGUCUGACUUCCCGGUGAAGAGCGUGCAGCAACUGACGGACUUUUUGACCGCCAACAAGGGCAAGAACUUCGUGAAGUCCCACGGCCGCGAGGUGCAGCGCUUCAUACAGAAGCAGGGCUUGGAUAAGACUUUUGUCGAGUGCGAGACCAGAAUGUGGCGCGUUGGGGACAGAGUUUUGCCUGUCGGUGUACAAGUGGACGGUGGCAGCGAUUGGAUCGCUCUAUCUCAUAAAUUUGUGCGGUACGUGGCCGUAAAUCGGGACGAUUUGGUGGCGGGAUUGUUGAGGAUCUUCAAGUACACCUUGCUGCCCGCCGAGUCGUUUUUCCAUACAGCGUUGCGCAACUCUAAGUUCUGCGAUACGUACGUCGAUAAUAAUUUGCACGUCACCAACUGGAAGCGGAAGCUGGGCUGUAAGUGCCAGUACAAGCACGUUGUGGAUUGGUGCGGGUGCAGCCCCAACGAUUUUCGCCCUGAGGAUUGGCAGAGGAUACAGAACACUUUCACUAGGCAGUUGUAUUUCGCGAGAAAAUUCGAACCCAUCAUCAAUCAGGCGGUUAUUUUGCAGUUGGAACUGUGGAUACAUGGUUUGGACGCCCCAUCGAAAAUGGUGCCCAACUUGCACAGCUAUUGGCAGUGCAUUUACCACCACUACGAUAUGGGUGUCGCCAAAGAUGAUGGGUUGUUAACCUUCGCUAACAGCAUCAGCAGAAGGCUGCACGGUUUUCUACAAAACGGCACUUGCAGCGUGAAUAUGGAGAAGUUCACUGAAGCGACAUCAUAUCACCACAAGGAUUCCUACAAGUACACGUUGCUGAAGUUCCAGACUUCAGAAGGGUUUCUUGAAGUCGCCGUCAAACCCAACAGCAAAGUGACCGUUCUAAAACCGUCCCCAUUAAUGGAACACCUGAAUUAUCUCGCUGUAAGCAGCGAUUACGAUCAAAAGGAGCAAACAUCGCGGAACUUCAUCAGAAUAUUGUCGCCCUACUCGGACCCGAACUUCAUCUACCACUUCAACGCGCACAAGUUCGCCAAAACCUACAACAUGUCGUGCCUGUGGAUAAACCCGGCGGGAUUUUUGGAGGAAGUUACCGAAGUUUCAAUCGACGAAAACUCCCUGAUAGCUUCCGCGAAGUCCAACUUAAAACAACCCAUUCUACCGGGCGUGUGGACUCUAAAAUUAAUAUACAAAACGGCCGAGAUGGCUUCAGUUAAGUUCCUCGUGCUGCCUUUGCAAUUUUUCUCGGGAAACGCCGUGACCGCGUCGCAGGUGGAGUUUUUGCACGGGAACUUCGCGGGAAAAAAAUUCGCCGGGAACUUCGACGACUUCCUGCCCAAAGUCGAGGAACGCGAAGUCCUAAAAAACGCCGCCACAGCCAACUCCAAGAGGUUCGACAAAAACCUCACCGAAUGGAUCGAUCGGCUGACGUCGACUUUCUACGCAGUCGAAAAGCUGUGCGUGUCGACAAAAUCUAAAAGUAUCGAGAUUUGCGGGCGAACUGUCAACGCCUGUAGGGACACGUAUUGGAGUUCCGAAGCGCCCGACCCGAAAAGUGCCAUUUUCAAGGAUGAUUUAAGGACUAACGGAACCUUUUCCGUUUGGUAAUCUGUGUAUUCUAUUACAUUUUAAAAUCAUGUGAUAUGUAUCGGUGCUAAGUUACUGUGUGGUCUAUUAAUUCGUUUUUACAGGCUGGCGCAAAAUAAACGUCGGUGUUUGAAUGUUUUACGACUUUUGCACAAUCCACGCAACAAGGUCUGUUCUAUCUUGUUUUUGCCAUAAUGGAAAAAAACCGAGGCACGAUUUGUUGUGUUGUUGGGUGUAUUUCGAGAGGAAAUCCUGGGUUGAGUUUUUACCGGUUUUCCAAUAAACAGUGUUAAUCUGAAUGAAGAAAUAAAUUGCAUACAGUCUCUGUAAAUGUAAAUUGUACCUAUUAGAUACAAUAAAUACACAUUUUAGUAAUGAUUAACGAGAAAAGUGUAAACAUUUCAAUUCAGUAAAAAUCGUCAAACAAAUAAGUCGUCUAAAUUCAAACAGCAUUUAGCAUUAUUAAAAGCGUUUAUUAAAAAUUCUUUAAAGUCUUCACUCAACGGUAAAAUACCAUUAUAUUAUGUAUUAUACAUAUAUAAUAUUAUGUUGCCAUGAAUUCGUAGGUAUAUUUUGUUGUUUAAAAUGCAGUUGUCGGCGUUUUUUAGAGGACUCAAAUAUAAAAAUGUCCGAUUUCAAGGUUAUGUUUGUGCAACAAUUAUUUUUUACUAAUUUCUUAAAAAUGUCCAAACUUAAAUAUAAAUUAUAUUAGGUUUAGUUAUCAUUAGUAUAUUCUGCACCAACAAAUGUACUUACCGAAUUGGAUCCUUUGGCAAAACAUGAAAAUGCAACGAUUUAGUCCUUGAAUUUUAUUUGCAAUUAAAAACACAAUAAUUCACCAUGAUCCCUUAGAUAAAAUACACACACUAACGUAACUAUAUAAGCAUUUAAGCGUUGAGUUUCUUCAUCAAUGGUAUAAAGAAUAAUCAAUCGAAAUCCAGUACUAAACCAGUUUUUUAAUUUCUUCCUUGCAACGUAAAACACAAAUAACGUGCGCGAUUUAGCUGUGCAAUUGAACAAAAUUUGUCGAGUAAGCCUUCCUCUCUUUUGUGAAAAAACUACCUAUUUAUUUAAAAAUGACGUGCAGUUCGUAUGCUUUUAUGUUGUUGACAAUUGUUAAAUUCACACAAUGCUAUCGAAGUCCACCAGAUGACGCGCGCGUUGCGAAAACCCGAUAUUUCUUUAGCGUAUACGUCAGAUUUUAUUGAUUGUCAAAUAGUUUCCUUUAAUUCGAGAAAUAAUCUAGACCUAUAAAUUUAAUCUGUCAAACUAUGCUCAGUAAGUUUUUUAUUUGAUUUUUCUUUUUGGAAAAUAGUUUCAUGCAAAAUAAUUAAAAAUAAAACCCCUCGUGAUUUUAUUUUAUUAAGUAGAUUGUCCUCUAUAACAAAGAAAACCAGGUUUUUGCCAUUAUUAAUAUAUUUUAUUCGCAAUUGCCCCAAUUUUGACCAUAUCAGUUAAACUUUUUACUAAAUUCUUUGGCGGUAUAAUAUACAAUAUUAUUGUCAGUAAUAAGACUUCUAAAAUGCACCUACUUACUCAUUUUAAUUAAACCCUUUGAAACGAUUUUUAUUCUGUAUAAACAGCAAAAAACGCGUCGCACAAGAAUUGUAAACAGCAUAAAAAUGGCCGCCGUUAAAGUCUGUGCAGUGGGUUGCAUAACUUCGUGAUUUUUAUUAUGCACAAGAUGGAACAGACCUUGUGUGGAUUGUGUAUGUAAGUAACGAUGGUUUCACAAAAGUUAUAAACAGGGGGGCCACAAAAUUUCCCUGAGAUUUUAUUUUUAACCUUUUUCCUGACAAACUCAAGUAAAUUUAAUAGGUUCUUUUUAAAGAGGGGGCAACUUAUUUAUAUAUUUUUUUUUAUAAAUAAAUGAAACAGUUGUAGGUCCUAGAUAUAAUAAUUUUUUUUUAAUGUUGUAAAUUUGCGUAAUGGUUGAUUUCUCCCCACAAAAAUGCCUUUUUGAACCACAACAUUGAUUUUAUGACAGAAUUGCUUUUUAGGAUAAUAAUUUGCACAAUAAAAAUAGAAAAACGAUGGUACAAAAUUAAUAUUAAAAAAACGACUUUUUGUGCUUUACAUUAAAACUUUGAUAACAUGUUAAAAUCAUAUCUAACAAUGUUGUAAUCAAAGUUUAAUUGCAAAAAGUCGUUUUUGUAAAAAAAAAUAUAAUUUUUUUUACAAUCACUUUUUUAAUUUUAUCAUAAAAACGUUCUUAUUCAUAAAAUCACUUUUGUAGUUCAAACUCAUUUUUGAGAGGUUCCACCACCUGGUAAAAUUUUCAACAACCUUUUCUUAACACCCAGUAUAUGAAUCAGUAAUAGGUAACUCCGGACUCUGGAAAAAUAUCCCCGAAAUUCCCUGGUUUUCCAGACCACCCUGUAUAAAGCAUAAGCAUAACAUUUUGUGCCAACCUGUCUAUCAGUGAUUGUAGCAAAUACUUAGUUGAAGUGGGUAAUUGCCAGUUUUAGGCCAUUAUUCUGCGAGAUUUGUCCAAAAUUAGUUUUAAAUAGUUUUUUGGAAAUAUUAAUUUAGUAAUUAUAAAAGACCAAAUAUUAUUUUUACUUUAUAUCAAAAAUUUAUUAACGUUUAAAAAGUCGAACAAAAUGCAAUUUACACACAAUUUUACUAUAUUUAUUUAUUUUAUUUUAUUUUACGAGUUCAAAACCAAAAAAAUGUAAUAGGAUAGGUAAAAAAAUUAAAACUAUUUCCAUAUGCCAUAAAGUCCAUAUUUUGCCAUAUCUCUAUUAAGUAAUAGUAAAUAGUAAAGUAUUGUUCAACGAUUUGGUGUUCCAUUUCCACGAGGAUAAAAUAUUGCGACACGAGCCGAAGUUUAACAGUCCUUUUCUAAUUGUAUUAAAGAAUUUUUAAUAACAACAAUAUUAUUAAUGGUUACCAUAAAAUCUGAAUAAAACACCGUAUGUUUGUUCAUUUAGGAACUGUUUUAACAGAUACUGAUUAAAAUAAAUAUAUUUAUUACCUUAAAAAGCGAAUUUUGAGUUUCAAUAAUAGAUAUUGAUCUUUACAUGUCAGGCUAUUUCAGUCUUUUUAUUGUCACUAUAAUCAGUUAUAUAAUUUAUAUAACUUUUACAUCCAAAGACAUUUUUAAUUCUUUUUAAGCAAAAACACACAAAACAAACUUGUCUUUGAUCGUAAAAUCAGAUAACUGGAGAAAAAAGAAUUUUUUUCAGUUUAAGAAUAAGCCAAUUGCUUAAAUAAAAACAUACAAGAAAUGUACAAAUUCUUUAAUAUGAUUAGAAAAAACGUUUCAAUUGUUAAUAGUAACAUUUUCAAGCUAUUUUAAAUUUGUUGUUUAAUGUAAUAGUAAUAGUAAAAAAUCUUUUGAAACCAAUAUUUUCUUAGCAAAUAAUAUAAUUAAAACAUAUUUUAAUAAGACUGAUGUGGGGUUAUGUGUGUAUUUAACAAAAAGGCUGCUGAUCAAAAAGUAGCUUUUUUGUUAAAGUUUAUGUAAAUGGAUGUAAAGUUUUAAUGUUGAUUAUGUACCAUUGAAAAUUAAAAAUAUAUUUUUUAAUAAUAUCAAAACCUAAAUUCUAAAAAUAAAAACCUUGUAAAUAAUACUGUUGCAUUUUUAUUUAUUGUAUUAAAAUAAACUAUAUUCUAUGUACAAAAAUUAAUAUUAACAUGAUGUAUACAGUAAUAAACUACCUACAAUUUAACACUUUAAUUGAUAAAAAAUUAGGCAGCUCAUCAAAAACAACCUUUUGAUCGCUAAAGUGAUUAUUAAAAAUAUUUACAAUUCUUUGACUAUCAUCGACGUACAUUUUUAUUGUCCUUUCACGUUUAUCGCCUGAAAACAAAACAUCGAAUUCGAAAUUCCUGAAAAUAUUUUUACAACCUAUUAAAUUUAUGUUGCACAAGGACGCGUGGUCCAAAAGUCUUUGCAAAGAAAGACCUGUUACAUCACAGUUGUAGGAGAGGUCUAUCGUCGUCAAUUUUUUUGUGUGAUGCC